Molecule: messenger RNA, 939 nt
Organism: Vitrella brassicaformis
Lineage: Eukaryota; Vitrellaceae
Source: the annotation of a GenBank genome assembly
UGCAGUGCACCACAGAGAACCAACAUAGAUGACCACCGCGUCUCUGCCGGCCUGGCUGCGUCCACAUCCAUUCAUCCGUACCAUCCGGCGACGUCUGUGGGGAGGGGUGUCGGCCGGUCGAUCAGCACACAUGACCGGACCUCAAAGCCAUUCGCCUCCAGCAGGGCCGUGUACUCCUCGGCUGUGGGAAAGAACCACGGGUGCCGGCUGUCGAAGUCGGAGUGCCCGCGGGCAGCCAGCGCCUCCUUCACUGAACGACGAACAAGGCAGCAUGGCAUCGAGUCACCCCAUCCCUCCCUCGCACUGGCUUACGUGCGUCGACGAUGCACUGUAUGUUGGCGUGACCGCCAAACUCUGCGACGAACCGCCCGCCCUUCUUGAGCAGCCCUCGCACAUUCCGCACCACCUUUGCCGGGUCGCUCUUCAUCCAGUGCAAAGCCGCGUUGCUGAAGACGGCGUCGAACGCCCCCUCCCACUCAGGCAUCUUCUCGUCCAGCCGGUGGCCGUCGAUGACGUGCGCGUCAGUGAUGCCAUUGUCGCGGGCUGCGUGGAUCAUCGGCUCGCUGGCAUCGACUGCGGUGACGGAAGCGCCAGAUGAUUGAAGCUGCAGGGUCAGGACCCCAUCGCCACACCCUGAGAGCGACAAACACAUUGCAAUGAUUGAAUCAGAUGCGCUGCGUUCGGUCACUUACUUUCGUCGCUCUUACCGAGAUCUAAGAUGCGCUCGCCUUUCUGAGGGCUGAGGUCCUUCAGCAGAGGCGCGCCGAGCCUCGGCACAAACCCGGCGUGUGUCUGAUAUUGAGAGCUACUCCAUUCAUUCGAGCGCUCUCCAGUGAAGUCGCUGGGCAUCAGGACGAUGCAGAGCGAUGCAGAGCGGUAUACCUUGCUCUUCGAAUGCCUUGAAUUCGGGAAGCGUUCUCUUGUCAGCAACGGUUUCAU